AUGGUAGCUCAAUCGAACGGGUCGGGCAUGUCUAGCCACAGCAGAACCUCCGACGGGGAAGCAUACUUUGAUUGCCUCAUCAUCGGCACAGGUCCAGCUGGUGGAUCUCUGGCAUGUUUCUUAGCCCAGAAUGGCUUGACGGGCUUGUUGGUCAGCCAAGAUCGUGGGAAUGCGGACACGCCACGAGCUCACAUCACCAACAUGGCGACGCUUGAUUGUCUAAGAGACAUUGGACUCGAUCGGGAAUGCUAUGCUAUAGGCACGGGAGCAGACAGCAUGAUGCACACACGCUGGUCAAACAGCUUCGCCGGCGAAGAGUAUGCACGCAUCUACUCUUGGGGUAACGAUCCAGCACGGAAGGGUGACUAUGUCCUAGCAUCUCCAUCAGAGCCCCUGGAUCUUCCGCAGACAUUACUUGAGCCAGUAUUGACACGAUACGCUACGCUCAACGGUUUUCAGGCUCGUUUCGACACCUCUUUCAUCAAGUUUGAGCGAGAAGGCAAGCAUAGUCCGAUCAGGGUAAAGCUGCGAGACCAGAUCAGCAAACACGAGUACUACGUGCGCUGCAAGUAUCUCUUUGGUGCGGAUGGCGCCCGUAGUCAGGUUGUCAGACAGCUUGACCUGCCGAUGAUUAAGAAGCCGAGCCAAGGCUUUGCCAUCAACGUUCUGAUAGAAGCCGACAUGAAUCACUUGAUGGAGAAUCGUAUGGGCAAUCUCCAUUGGCUACUGACCAUGGACAAAGUACAUCCCGACUUUGCUUGGAUCGGCUGCAUUCGUAUGGUCAAGCCGUGGCACGAAUGGCUUUGUAUCAUCUUUCCGGCUCCAGGUGCGAAGCGUGAAGUCCGCUCCGCGGAGGAAUACGUCCCGAGGAUACGAGAAUUCAUCGGUGAUGAUUCUGUAGAUGUCCAGAUCAAAGGCAUCAGUACUUGGGUCAUCAACGAGACUGCGGCUGAUGUCUACUCUGACGGAAACAUCUUUUGUCUAGGCGAUGCAGUGCAUAGACACCCACCAAACCAUGGUCUCGGUUCCAACACGUCCAUCCAAGAUGCAUACAAUCUGGCAUGGAAGGUCGCUUACGUGGAGAAGGGAUAUGCCGGACCCGAGUUACUACACACUUACAACGAUGAACGACAACCUGUCGGGCUCGAUGUUGUCACACAGGCAAAUGCAUCACUGCGCAACCACGGCAGGAUCUGGCAGAUACUUGGCAACAUGGAGGAGACCCCAGAAGCCCGAGUGGCAGCUUUCAACCAGCUCUCAGAGGACUCUGAACCUGGUCAACAACGCCGCGCUGCUCUUCAAGAAGCCUUGCGACUAAUCCACCGUGAGGAGCAGGGUCUCGGCAUCGAGAUGAAUCAGCGCUACCAAUCGAGUGCCGUUCUCACAGCAUCAGACGACCAAUGCCCGAGCUUUGACACUGAUCCGCUGGAAUACUAUCAUCCUACCACAUUUCCAGGCGCUCGCCUACCGCAUGUAUGGCUAAGCAAAAGCGUACCUUCGAACGCGAUUUCCAUCAUUGACCUGGCCGGGCACGGCAGAUUUGCCCUGUUCACUGGUAUCGGUGGAGAUGGUUGGAAAUCUGCCGUACAAAAGGUUCAGCACAACUUACAGAUACCAAUUGUGGCAUAUCAGAUCGGGUUCCGACAGGAGUGGGAAGAUAGGUAUAUACGCUGGGAGCAGCUGCGUGGUGUGGGUGAGUCAGGUUGCGUGUUGGUUAGACCAGAUCGGUUCGUUGCAUGGAGGUGUCAGUCGUGGAAGGCUGGUAGUGAAGAUGAUUUGAUGGCUGCGGUCCGCAAAGUACUUUCGCUAUGA
This is a messenger RNA of Recurvomyces mirabilis, 1812 nucleotides long. RefSeq lists its product as uncharacterized. The record is from RefSeq and is a predicted model, not a curated record. Gene Ontology annotation, molecular function: oxidoreductase activity; FAD binding. The coding region runs from base 1 to 1812 and encodes 603 amino acids. Lineage: Eukaryota; Fungi; Ascomycota; Dothideomycetes; Mycosphaerellales; Teratosphaeriaceae. The transcript has 6 exons.